Molecule: messenger RNA, 2292 nt
Organism: Cucumis sativus (cucumber)
Lineage: Eukaryota; Viridiplantae; Streptophyta; Magnoliopsida; Cucurbitales; Cucurbitaceae
Product: probable serine/threonine-protein kinase At1g01540
Exons: 7
Coding region: 286-1803 (505 amino acids)
Biological process (GO): protein phosphorylation
Molecular function (GO): ATP binding; protein kinase activity
Source: RefSeq, a predicted model, not a curated record
UCUCUUUACCCGCGUUAAUUGAGUGGGAAGGCCGAGCAAAAAAACACCAAAUUGAGACUGCCAUUUUAUGGAUUCCAAAAGGUCCCAUCAUGCCAGCUGCUUCUUACUCCCAAUUCUCUCUCUCUUUCUUCCUUUACUCAUCUUUCUCUUUCACUGCCUGCACCUCUGAUGUGACCACCGACUAUAAAAUUAUACUUUCCUUUCUUUUUCGUUUAGGGCGGAUGUGUAGAAGGAGCUUUCUCUUCCUUUCCUGCCGAUAACCAACCAAUCGGACGGAUUGAAUGAAUGUCUGAUCACAAAUCAGGCUCCAUGGCCGAUCAGCUCUCCAAGCAGACCUCUAUUUUUGGUCUACGCUUGUGGGUUGUUCUUGGGGUUUGUGUUGGAGCAGCUUUUGUGCUUUUUCUCUUCCUAAUUUCUCUUUGGAUUGCUUCAAAACGCUCUCGCAAGAAGAUUUCUAACAGACCCACCAUUCCCAUCGUCUCUAAAGAAAUCCAAGAGAUCAGAAUCGAUCAUCCCCUCCCUCAAAACCAAGAACAUAAUAAGCCCAGUAGGUCCCAUUUUCAGGUCGACCCACUUCCGGAGCCGGAACCAAUUCCGGGAAUUGAGCGUCAAGCGUUGCUUUCGUUGCCUCAGGAGGAGGAGCGAGUGAAUAGAAUUCAUAUUGACAUCGGGAAGGAUCAUAGGAUUUCGUAUCCUGAGCGCCUUGGUCGGUCGUCUUCCUCGCAGGGUAGUGGAGAGGGGCGAUGUGGUGGUGAUCAGCUGCCUAUGGUGGUGCCGGAAGUUUCGCAUUUGGGUUGGGGGCAUUGGUACACUCUCAGAGAGCUCGAAGCCUCGACUAAUGGGUUCUCCCCAGAUAAUGUCAUUGGUGAGGGUGGAUAUGGAAUUGUUUACCAUGGCAUUUUGGAGGAUGGAACUCAGGUUGCUGUGAAGAAUUUGCUAAACAAUAGGGGACAAGCCGAGAAGGAGUUCAAAGUUGAAGUUGAAGCAAUUGGACGAGUCAGACAUAAGAGCUUAGUUAGAUUGCUUGGAUACUGUGCUGAAGGUGCUCAUAGGAUGCUUGUAUAUGAGUAUAUAAAUAAUGGAAACUUGGAACAAUGGCUUCAUGGGGAUGUGGGAUCUUUCAGCCCUCUUACCUGGGAGAUUAGAAUGAACAUCAUUCUUGGAACGGCUAAAGGGCUAGCUUACCUUCACGAGGGAUUGGAACCAAAAGUCGUUCAUCGGGAUAUCAAAUCAAGCAAUAUCCUACUCGAUAAGCAAUGGAAUUCCAAGGUUUCAGAUUUUGGCCUUGCAAAGCUACUAUGCUCUGACAAUAGUUAUAUUACAACCCGAGUUAUGGGAACAUUUGGUUAUGUUGCGCCAGAAUAUGCGAGUACAGGAAUGCUGAAUGAAAGAAGUGACGUGUAUAGUUUUGGAAUACUUGUUAUGGAAAUAAUAUCAGGACGGAACCCUGUUGAUUAUAGUCGUCCUCCAGAUGAGGUGAACCUGAUUGAUUGGCUUAAGAGAAUGGUUAGUAACCGUAAUCCAGAGGGCGUAUUGGAUCCAAAGCUUGCUGAAAAGCCUACUACAAGAGCAUUGAAGCGGGCUCUACUUGUUGCAUUACGCUGUGUGGACCCAAAUGCUCAGAAACGGCCAAAAAUGGGACAUAUUAUUCAUAUGCUAGAAGCUGAAGAUGCUAACUUUAAAGGGGAUCGAAAAGCUGGAAAAGACCCCGAGAAUUCACAUUCAAACAAUGUCAAUAAUGGUUUGAAUGAAAGGCAGGCGACAGAAUUAGGUGGCAACAAUGUGGAUGAACUUGCUACUUGACAACGAGAUACGUGAAUACAUCAACUCAAGUAGCAGUCAACUUUUCCAGCUUGGGAUUCCCAACUAUUCACUUGCAACUUUUAUCUUGGGUCCUUCAUUUAGAAGAUGUCCUACUCGGCCACACCAAUAUCAAUCACAAUAUGUAUAGUUCAUCAUUUUUGCUGUCAAUAGCUCUUCCAUAGCCAGUCCUUAUACCAUUGAAGAUAAAAAUUCAAUUCAUGUCUCUGUCAAUGCCCCUCCGAAGACGGUCUUCGUGGAUGAGGUAUUGCUAUUUUCUUACAUUAUCUGCCUCAUUCCCUUACUGUUCAACAGCAUAAUUUUGAAAAUAAUAGGAAAAGGUUCAACUAGAGCAUCCAUACCCCAUUUAUAAACAUUAAUUUCGAUUUAUAGCUUUGAAAGUUGUAUCCAGUUUGUCAACAGUGUAUGCAUACGAUAAUAGUUUCCCGAUUGGGCCUAAUAAAUUUAGGGGGUCCCUUUUGUUUCAUGUAA